Orbicella faveolata is the source of this 2031-nucleotide messenger RNA. Its product is annotated as BOS complex subunit ncln-like. Gene Ontology annotation, biological process: regulation of signal transduction. Lineage: Eukaryota; Metazoa; Cnidaria; Anthozoa; Scleractinia; Merulinidae. Gene Ontology annotation, cellular component: membrane. The record is from RefSeq and is a predicted model, not a curated record.
GAAGAUGUUCAGCAUUCGUGAAAACCAGUGAGAACUCGUGAGCGUAGCGAAUCGUUGGAACCUUUGUGGGCACGCACUACAACAAAAGCUUGUGAAUUUUUGUUAUUUAUUGAGAAAAAAAAUAUGUGGGAGAACGUCCCUGAUUUUCUGGAGCUGUUCAGGAACUUUCCUGUCUCCUUAUCAGUCCUGUUUGUGGUGCCAGUUGUUCUUCUUAGUGGGCCCUCAUCACCUGUCAUGGCGGCGCACGAGUUUCCCGUGUUUAGAAUGCAGCAAUUUGACCUACACCAGACUCAAAGUGGCUCUCGUAGUUCAUUGGUGAACAUGGAGGCACGACCCAUGACCUCUGACAUGUUAACAAGACGCUGUGUGGUGACAAGGUUGUCAGACCUAACUAUUGAGAGAUUUAAAGAAGCUGUUCAAUCCUUAGGGGCAGGAGCCAUGCUAAUACUGCUUCCAAAGAACACAUCUGUUGCUUCCCUCGAACAAAUGGAGGAGUGGCAGCAGCUGGAGAGAGAUCUUUUAACUGUUGAGGUGCCUGUAGCUGUAUAUUUUGCUUAUGAAGACAAAGAGCUAACUGAAAUUUAUGAUGAUAUCAAAACAGCUGUCACUAGUGACCAGGCUGGGUCAGCAUUUGAAGCUUUACUUGGAGUGGCUUCUGCAAGUGGUUAUCAAAUGGUUGUGAGUGUGGGAGAAGCCAAACAGAUUAAAGAUAUGGCUAUUACAAGUCUACAGGGGAAGUUGUCUGGAAUUGGAAUCGACGAGCAGCUUCCGACCAUUGCCAUUGUCACUCAUUAUGAUGCGUUUGGGAUGGCACCGAGUCUUUCAUUUGGAUCAGAUGACAAUGGUAGUGGAGUUGUUGCUCUUCUGGAAUUAGCAAGAUUGUUUUCAAGAUUGUACUCAGAUCCUAGAAUGCAAGCAAGAUACAAUUUGGUGUUCUUUCUUUCUGGUGGUGGAAAAUUUAAUUACCAAGGUACUAAGAGAUGGCUUGAAGACAAUCUGGACAAUCCUGAGACAAGUGUGCUCAGUGAUGUGGACUAUGUGUUAUGUCUGGAUAGUAUUGCAAACACAGAUCAGUUGUUUCUGCAUGUCUCCAAACCUCCAAAGGAAGGAACUCCUGCAUUUGCCUUAGUUGAGGAAUUCAAAACGGUAGCAGAAGCUAUUUUCAAAGAAGUAAACUUUACUAUGAUACACAAGAAAAUCAAUUUGGCUGAAGAAACAUUGUCAUGGGAGCAUGAGAGGUUUUCACUUCACACGCAGCGUCUUCCUGCUGGAACUCUGUCUCACUUUGAAGACCCUCAAGUCUUAGGAAGAUCAUCAAUCUUUGAUGUUAGGUCAUCUGAGAAUGAUAACAAAUUAGAGCGCAAUAUAGAAUUCAUUGCUGAAGUUCUUGCUAGGCAUAUUUUUAAUUUAACAACAAAGGGUUUUCCAAAGAAUAUGAGAAUCUUUAGUGCUUCUAUGGCUGUAGAUUCACAUUUUGUUAAAACCUGGAUGGAUUACCUAGGCUCACAAGCACGUGCGGCUCAGUUGUUUCAUAAGGAUCAUCCAUUUCUUACAGGACUAGAACAGAGUUUCUCAAAAUAUGUCAAGGAUGUAAAGAGGGUCUCAGCUAAAGCUGAUAAAAGGGACCCUGAAUUUGUGUUUUAUGACAGGCCAGACACGACCAUGUUUGCCUAUAGGGUGAAGCCAGCCAUAUUUGACUUGUUUCUUGCCCUUGGCAUUGCAUCGUAUCUUGGUGUGUUCUAUCUGGCCCUUGUGAACUUCUCCAUUUUAACCGAAAUUCUGCCAAGACCAGUAUCGAAUUUAAAGCCUAAACAGCAGUGACCAUGUGAGCAGGGAUGGAGAAGUCAAAGCCAGUGUACUAUCAUGAGUGGACUGCUUUUACAUCUGCCAAUUAUGGUGUGGUUUCUUUUGGUGUCGUUUCAUAAUGUAAAGUUGAAGCCGUGGCAUGAAGUCUGGUUAUACUGCACGGUCGGCCAAAUUUUUAGUACCCUUUUUUGAAGAGUAGAUGGAAUAAAUGUGUCAAGCACAGAG